GCCCCCGUGUACAUUCCCGAAGACAUUCCAAUCCCGCCUGACUUUGAGCUGAGGGAAUCGUCCAUCCCCGGAGCAGGGUUAGGGAUCUGGGCCAGAAGGAAGAAAGAGGUGGGAGAGAAAUUCGGCCCCUACACUGGAGCUCAGAGGUCAACGCUGAAAGAUCCGAACUUCGGAUGGGAGAUCGUUGACGAACUUGGCAACGUGAAGAGCUGUGUGGACGCCAGUCAGGCCGGCAGCGGGAACUGGCUCAAAUACAUCCGCUCAGCCCAUUCCUACAGACAGCAGAACCUGGUCGCUUGUCAGAUCAAUGACCAGAUUUACUACAAAGUGAUCCGCGAGGUGUAUCCCGGGGAAGAGCUGCUGGUGUUCAUGAAGGACGGGGUGUAUCCUGACGGCACGAUGCCACCCAGCCUCGAUGAGGACCAGAGGUACCAAUGCAACGACUGUGAUGAGCUGUUCCGGUCCAAGCUCGCCCUCCGGCGACACCAGAAGUAUUCGUGUCACAACGCAGACGCCAUCUUCACCGCCAUAAACCAGGAGUUCAAGCAGAGUCCGCUGGACGAGCUUCCCCUGCACGAGUGCAAGGACUGCGAUCGCAUCUUCCCCAACGAGUACAGCCUGGAACAACACAUGAUAAUCCACAGCGAAGAGCGGGAGUACAAAUGUGACCAGUGCCCCAAGGCCUUUAACUGGAAAUCCAAUCUGAUCCGUCACCAAAUGUCACACGAUAGUGGUAAACGCUUUGAGUGUGAAAACUGUGAUAAGGUCUUCACGGACCCCAGUAACCUCCAGAGGCACAUCCGAUCGCAGCACGUGGGUGCCCGGGCGCACGCUUGCCCCGACUGCGGGAAAACCUUCGCCACCUCCUCAGGCCUGAAGCAGCACAAACACAUCCACAGCAGCGUCAAACCCUUCACCUGCGAAGUCUGCCACAAAUCCUACACCCAGUUCUCCAACCUUUGCCGGCACAAACGCAUGCACGCAGACUGCAGGACCCAGAUCAAAUGCAAAGACUGUGGCCAAAUGUUCAGCACCACCUCCUCGCUCAACAAACACCGGCGCUUCUGCGAGGGCAAGAACCAUUACAGCCCAGGAACCAUGUUCCCUCAGGGCCUGUCUCUCACCCACAGCCCCUUGCUAGACAAAUCCAAGCCCUCGUCUACUCUCAAUCACACGCCCUUACCCUUCAGCGAUUAUUUCCCCUCCCGCCCGCACCCGGCAACCCUGCCUUUCUCCUCUCCCUUCCACGCUCUCGCUCCGGGCUUCCCGAGCCUCUUUCCACCCUCCUUGUACCCUCGCCCCCAGUUGUUGCCAAGCAAUCCGCUCCUCAAAAGCUCACUGAACCACGACCUCGAUAGGACCCUCCAGAGCCCGCUCGGGACCACCCCGUCCAUGUCACAGGGGUCUUCGCUGGUCUCGGUGUUCAACGAGAGGGUAGUCCCUCCUGAGGAGAAGUCCGAGGUGCACUCGGAAAACUCCUACACGGAGAAGGGCAAGGCCAAGGGGAGUGACGUGAGCGAGGGCAGCGACUUCGAGGACGUCAACACCACAAGCGGCACUGACCUGGACACCACCACAGGCACCGGCUCUGACCUGGACAGCGAUGUGGAGAGCGACCGGGACAAGAAGAAGGAGAAGGGCGUCCCCACGGCCAAGCCACCGGACAAGCUGGGGCUCCCGCCGGCCAACGCCAACAAUGAGAGGUCCUAUCUCCCGUUCCAGCAUUCCUUCUUCCCGCCACCGGACGAGCAGAACCUGCCCACCGGGGCCACCAACGACUCCAUCAAGGCCAUUGCCUCCAUCGCCGAGAAGUACUUUGGCUCCGGCUUCAUGGGGAUGCAGGAGAAGAAGAUGGCCUCGCUCCCGUACCAUUCCAUGUUCCCAUUCCAGCUGCUCCCCAACUUUCCACAUUCCAUGUACCCAUUCACGGACCGAAACCUCAACCCCAACCUUCUGGUCAAAAACGAACUCAAAUCCCCCAGGGAGUUCCAGAAGGUGGUGGGCCCCGAGUCGCCCUUUGACCUCACCACCAAACGGAAAGAGGUCAAGGUUCCCCCGGUUCCUCCCGGCAAACACGUGACGUCCUCCUUCCCCGGGGAAGAGCAGCCUCUGGACCUGAGCAUAAGUAACCGGAGCCGGGUCAGUCAGAACGGACCGGGGGAACCUCGCAAAAACCAUGUGUUCGGGGAGCGCAAGAUCAUGAUGAGUGACGGGAUGCCCAAGAUCCCUCACCCACAGACCCUCCAUUACGCCAAGCCCUCGCCUUUCUUCAUGGAUCCCAUCUACAGCAGGGUGGAAAAGAGGAAAAUGAUCGACCCCAUGAACUCGGUAAAGGAGAAGUACCUGCGUCCGAACCCCCUUCUCUUCCACCCUCAGAUGGCCGCUAUGGAGACCAUGACUGAGAAGUUGGAGAGCUUUGGUGCACUGAAGCUGGACCCAAUGGGGGUCCUGCAACCCCCUCCCCACCACGCUUUCAACUUCCGAUCGCCGCCCUCCGCCCUCUCGGACGCGAUCCUGCGGAAAGGAAAGGAGCGCUACACAUGCAGGUACUGUGGGAAGAUAUUUCCAAGGUCGGCAAACCUGACCCGGCACCUCAGGACCCACACAGGGGAGCAGCCAUACAGGUGUAAAUACUGCGAUAGGUCGUUCAGCAUCUCGUCCAACCUACAGCGGCACGUCCGAAACAUCCACAACAAAGAGAAACCCUUCAAGUGUCAUCUCUGCAACCGCUGCUUCGGCCAACAGACCAACCUUGACCGUCACCUCAAGAAGCACGAGAACGAGAGUAUUCCAGUGAGCCAACACUCCGGGGUCUCAUCUAACCACCUGGGCACCAGCGCGUCUUCCCCAAACUCCGAGCCGGACAACAGCGCACUUUUGGAGGAGAAGGAGGACUCGUACUUCUCGGAGAUUCGGAAUUUCAUCGGGAACAACGACUUGAGCAAGGCUUCUGGUUCCAGUGAGAAAAGGCCUGAGGCGCAAGUGACCACAAGUCAGCAGCCGGGCCACCCGCUGACCAGCCAGAAGGCCGAGGAGGCGGACGAUGAGGAAGAGGAGGAGGAGCUGGAGGAGGAAGAUGAAGAGGAGGACGAGAGCCUGACGGAAAAGUCCCAGGACGAUCCCGUCUCGCCCAAGGUCGAGGUCAGAGCAGCGUUCAGAGAAACCAAGGAGGAGCUUCCUGCCCCACUGACAAUGGGAUAUGAACAUUCCCGCAGGUGUAUUGCUGAGAAUGAAGCUGGCCUGUUGGCUUUGGAGCAGACAGAGCCUUUCACAAAAGGGCUGGACCUGCGCAAGGCAGCAGAGGAGCAGUAUCAAGUUAAGGAGGCCGCGAUCUUUAACCCAACCUUAGACUCCGAAGCAAUAAAAGAGACACUGUACAGGCAGGCUAAAACUCAGGCUUACGCCAUGAUGCUCUCGCUCUCCGAGAACAAUUCCCUUCAUCCGUCGUCGCAGAAUUCUCUGGACGCUUGGCUGAACAUGGCAGGAGGUGCCCAGGAGACUGGCACAUUUCACCCAAUCAAUCAUGUAUGAAAGAGAGAGAGAAGGAGAGAACGAAAGAGAGAGAGAGGAAGAACACGGAGGAAGAAUGCUGCUCCCGACGUAUUUGGGGAGGGAGAUAGGGG
Messenger RNA from Callorhinchus milii (elephant shark), 3623 nucleotides. It is a transcript of the gene prdm16, whose product is annotated as PR domain containing 16. Gene Ontology annotation, cellular component: nucleus. Gene Ontology annotation, biological process: regulation of transcription by RNA polymerase II. Gene Ontology annotation, molecular function: RNA polymerase II cis-regulatory region sequence-specific DNA binding; DNA-binding transcription activator activity, RNA polymerase II-specific. The record is from RefSeq and is a predicted model, not a curated record. The transcript has 15 exons. The coding region runs from base 370 to 3531 and encodes 1053 amino acids. NCBI's taxonomy places the organism in Eukaryota, Metazoa, Chordata, Chondrichthyes, Chimaeriformes, Callorhinchidae.